AUGGCGGCAGGAGCGAAGCAACAGGCGCAGCCUCAGCUGAUCUUUGUGGACGGCUCCUUCCAGGAGCUCGCCCGCGAGAUGGCUGACUACCUCCACAUCGCUGAUGAGGUUAAGCCCCUCGUCGACAACGAGGCCAAGAAGGAGGACGUGCUGGCCAAGCUGGUGCGCUCGUCGGCUGCCCUGUCGUCGGUCCCCGAGAAGGAGUUCACGGCCGCGUCAAACCUUAUGGUGCACCUAGUGCUUCAGUCUGAGGAUCCUAAGAAGCAUCUGCCUACCUUGUGCCAGGCCUUCUCCAAGCCCAUCGCCUCGAGCCCCGUCAACGGCGUCGGCCUCAGCCUCAACGCCCUCAGCACUAUUUUCAACCUCAUCGCCCCCGAGAACCCGAUACGCUUCAACGUUUUCAUGGCCAUCCUUCGCUUCCUCAAGACCCACGCCAUGUUCGACACCAUCCAGCCCUACCUGAAGCACAUCCCUACUUGGUUUGAGGACUGGAGCACCAGCGAGGAGUUCCAAAGACAGAUGUACGAGGAGAUUGCCGAGGUUGCCAAGGAGGCUGGCAAGGAAGAGGAGACUUACGAGUACAUUAUUAAGGCCCUGCGCACCUUCGACGCCGACGAUAAGGAGGAUAUCGGCUCUGAGGAUGCCCAGCGCCUGUCCCUCCGCGUCGUUCGUGAUGCCCUGCUGUCUAACACACACUACCUCUUCACCGACAUCCGCAGCAUACCCUCCGUGCAGAACCUGAGCGAGACGCACCCUGUCUAUUCCCAGCUCCUCGACAUCUUCUCCGAGCAGGACCUCGAGGACUACAACGACUUCAACGACGAGCACCAGGGCUGGAUUGAGAAGGAGAAGCUAGACCACGACCGUCUCCACCGCAAGAUGCGUCUCCUCACCUUCGCCUCACUCGCCGCCCAGACUACCAGCCGCCGUAUCGAAUACGCCGCCAUCGCAAAGGCCCUCCAGGUCCCCGCGUCCGACGUUGAGAUGUGGGCGAUUGACGUCAUUCGCGCCGGUCUCGUCGAGGGCAAGCUCUCCCAGCAGGACCAGGUCUUCCUUGUCCACAAGGUUACCUACCGUGUCUUCGGCACGCGACAGUGGCAGGAGCUUGCCACCCGCCUCGAUAGCUGGAAGGGUACCCUUUCCAACCUCCACGACGUCAUCCGUAAGGAGCAGGCCAACGCCAAGGCUCAGAAGGAGCGUGAGGCACAGGAGGCUGAGCGCAAGCUGCAGAACGCCGAUAAGGAGGGCGGCAGCGGCGGUCGCCAGCAGAGGGGCCAGAACCGCCGCGGCGGCGACAAUCAGCAGCAACGGGAGCCUAGAGAACCUCGUGAGCCUCGCGAGCCCCGUGAGCCCCGAGAGCCGCGCGAGCCCAAGGAGAGGACGGAUAACGAUGACUAA
Colletotrichum truncatum is the source of this 1398-nucleotide messenger RNA. RefSeq names its product PCI domain-containing protein. Gene Ontology annotation, molecular function: translation initiation factor activity. Gene Ontology annotation, biological process: cytoplasmic translational initiation. Lineage: Eukaryota; Fungi; Ascomycota; Sordariomycetes; Glomerellales; Glomerellaceae. The record is from RefSeq and is a predicted model, not a curated record. Gene Ontology annotation, cellular component: cytoplasm; eukaryotic translation initiation factor 3 complex.